Molecule: messenger RNA, 1467 nt
Organism: Hirsutella rhossiliensis
Lineage: Eukaryota; Fungi; Ascomycota; Sordariomycetes; Hypocreales; Ophiocordycipitaceae
Product: TruB family pseudouridylate synthase
Exons: 4
Coding region: 1-1467 (488 amino acids)
Biological process (GO): box H/ACA sno(s)RNA 3'-end processing; snRNA pseudouridine synthesis; mRNA pseudouridine synthesis
Cellular component (GO): box H/ACA snoRNP complex
Molecular function (GO): RNA binding; pseudouridine synthase activity
Source: RefSeq, a predicted model, not a curated record
AUGACAAUGGACAUUGUCAAGAAGAAGGGGGACGAGGAGUACAGCAUCAAGCCUCAGGCUGUGACUCCAGCCCUUGAUACGAGCUCGUGGCCGCUGCUCCUCAAAAACUACGACAGGCUGCUCGUGCGGACGGGACAUUUCACCCCGAUCCCCAAUGGAAGCGCUCCGUUGAAGCGCGACCUCAAGUCGUACAUUAGCUCUGGCGUCAUCAACCUCGACAAGCCCUCCAACCCGUCCAGCCACGAGGUCGUCGCUUGGGUCAAGCGCAUCCUCCGUGUCGAAAAGACCGGCCACAGCGGUACCCUCGACCCCAAGGUCACCGGCUGCCUGAUUGUCUGCAUCGAUCGCGCGACCCGCCUUGUCAAGUCGCAGCAGGGCGCCGGCAAGGAGUACGUCUGCAUCAUCCGCCUCCACGACAAGGUGCCCGGUGGCCAGGCGCAGUUUGCCCGCGCCCUGGAGACCCUCACCGGCGCCCUCUUCCAGCGUCCUCCCCUCAUCUCGGCCGUCAAGCGACAGCUCCGUAUCCGUACCAUUCACGAGAGCAAGCUCAUCGAGUUCGACAACGACCGCCACCUCGGCGUCUUCUGGGUCAGCUGCGAGGCCGGCACCUACAUCCGGACCCUCUGCGUCCAUUUGGGCCUGCUGCUCGGCGUCGGCGCCCACAUGCAGGAGCUGCGACGUGUGCGAAGCGGUGCCAUGGACGAGUCCAAGCAGCUUGUCACCCUGCACGACGUGCUCGACGCGCAGUGGACAAUGGACAACACGCGUGACGAGACCUACCUGCGCAAGGUCAUCUCCCCGCUUGAGACUCUCUUGACCACGUACAAGCGACUGGUCGUCAAGGACAGCGCCGUCAACGCCGUGUGCUACGGUGCCAAGCUCAUGCUUCCCGGCCUUUUGCGCUACGAGGCUGCCAUUGAGCAUCACGAGGAGGUCGUCUUGAUGACCACCAAGGGAGAGGCCAUUGCGCUGGGCAUCGCCCAGAUGUCCACCGUGGAGAUGUCGACGUGCGACCAUGGCGUUGUUGCCAAGGUCAAGCGAUGCAUCAUGGAGCGCGACCUGUACCCAAGACGAUGGGGUCUCGGCCCUGUGGCCCAGGAGAAGAAGAAGCUCAAGGCCAGCGGCAAGCUGGACAAGUUUGGCCGGGCCAACGAUGCCACCCCAGCCAAGUGGUCCUCAGAGUACAAGGACUACAGCGCGGCCGACGACUCUGCCGUUGCCGCUGCCGCUGCCGUCGUCAGCACUCCCAAGAAGCAGACCGAGGACUCGAGCGUAACCAAGAUGGACAUCUCAAAGCCCGAGACGCCCGCCACCGAGGACGGCGACAAGAAGAAGCGGAAGAAGCACGAGGGCGAGACGCCCGACGAAAAGGCGGAGCGCAAACGACGGAAGGCUGAGAAGAAGGCGGCCAAGGCGGCCAAGAAGUCGGCCAAGGGAGAGGCGGCGGACGACGACGACAGCGACUGA